Messenger RNA from Cheilinus undulatus (humphead wrasse), 1977 nucleotides. It is a transcript of the gene mgat2, whose product is annotated as alpha-1,6-mannosyl-glycoprotein 2-beta-N-acetylglucosaminyltransferase. Gene Ontology annotation, cellular component: Golgi stack; Golgi membrane. Gene Ontology annotation, molecular function: alpha-1,6-mannosylglycoprotein 2-beta-N-acetylglucosaminyltransferase activity. The record is from RefSeq and is a predicted model, not a curated record. The transcript is spliced from 2 exons. The coding region runs from base 411 to 1817 and encodes 468 amino acids. Gene Ontology annotation, biological process: oligosaccharide biosynthetic process; protein N-linked glycosylation. NCBI's taxonomy places the organism in Eukaryota, Metazoa, Chordata, Actinopteri, Labriformes, Labridae.
GCGGCAGGCAGUGGUUCUGUAUUUGGGUUUUUUUACAGCUAGCUGGUAGUUGCGUCUCCAUGCAGCCUUGCAGGAAGAAAUGGAGGAAAAUGGGACGCCGCCGUUUUGAUGUUUUACACUGAAAGACCCGCACGGCUGCCCCAGUUUUAGGUGGUUGAUGCACACUGCUACCCUGCUGCCUCCCAGCGACCGUCAUGCCUUAUGGAAAAUCCAUCCGCCAUCAAUGACAUUCCACCGGGGUCCGUGUUUACAACAACAGAUCAUUUAGCCAAUAAUUAGCCUCACUGCAGCUUCUUUUUAAUAAAGCCUGCUCCCUUUGCAAAGCACACCACCCCAGCUUCAUACCUGUGCUCUUUUGUUUCACUCCAAUCAGUUUUUUUUCUCUUUUCGCAAGAGGCUGACCCCCUAUCAUGAGAUUCCGAAUCUACAAGAGGAAGGUGGUGAUACUGACUCUGGUGGUUAUCAUCUGUGGCCUUGCUUUCUGGAGCAGCGGAAGGCAGAAGAAGAACGAAAGUGGAGCAUUCCCUAAGGAGGUGGAGACGGUUAGGAGAAGCAGCAGCAUUAGCAGUAGCAGCAGUAGCAUUAAGAAUCAUAUCCAGGUGCAAGCUACACCUGCAGUCAGCCGGGCACCCGUUCCACCUCCCGUUAUACAAACAAAUGACACACACCAGGAGAAAGCUAAGGAUAAAGAGAAGAUACCCAAACCAGAGGUGGAUAACACCACUUUGGUGUACAGGGGCAUUGUCUUCCAGCUCAACUUUGACCAGACAAUAAGAAACGAGGAAAAAUUUAAGACGGCGCGGCAGAAGGAUGAUCUGGUAGUAGUGGUUCAGGUUCAUAACCGACCAGACUACCUUAAACUAUUAGUUGACAGUCUGAGGAAGGCCAGAGGAGUGGAGAACAUACUGCUGAUAUUCAGCCAUGACUUCUGGUCUCCAGAGAUAAACAAAGUGGUGGCCUCUGUUGACUUUUGUCAGGUUCUCCAGAUUUUCUUCCCCUUUAGUAUCCAGCUGUACCCUCAGGAGUUCCCGGGACAUGACCCCAAGGACUGCCCCAGAGACAUUCCUAAAAAAGACGCCUUAAAGCUGGGCUGCAUCAACGCAGAGUACCCUGACUCGUUUGGCCACUACCGUGAGGCAAAGUUUUCCCAAACCAAGCACCACUGGUGGUGGAAGCUGCACUUUGUUUGGGAACGAGUCCGGGCUAUCAAGGAUCAUAAAGGUCUGGUACUACUGAUUGAAGAAGACCACUUCUUGUCCCCGGAUUUUAUCCAUCUCUUAAAGCUGAUGUCGUCUCUGAAAAGGGAGCAGUGCACCGACUGCGACAUCCUCUCACUGGGAAGCUAUAGCCACAUCGGCUACUCCAGCAAAGCCAACAAGGUGGAGGUGAAGGCAUGGAAGUCCACUGAGCACAACAUGGGGAUGGCGCUGAGCAGAGAGACGUACCAGAAACUUAUCCAGUGCACCGACACGUUCUGCACGUAUGAUGACUACAACUGGGACUGGUCCUUGCAGCACCUGACCGUGUCCUGCCUGCCCUCUUACUGGAAGGUCAUGGUGUGCGAGGCGCCUAGGAUUUUCCAUGCCGGGGACUGCGGCAUGCACCACAAGAAAGCUUCCUGCAUGCCAAUCAGCCAGAAAACUAAGAUAGAGAACAUCCUCCAGAGCAGCGGGAACCAACUGUUCCCAAAAAACCUCUUGAUCACAAAGAGACUGCCUGCCAACGGGGCCGGAGGGGUGGCCCCGCAUGUGAAAAACGGGGGCUGGGGAGAUAUCAGGGACCAUGAACUCUGCAAGAGUUAUGUGCGAUUACAGUGACCUUAAUUACUACUAUUAUAUAUAAUUGUCUCUUUUGCAUCCUCUAUAAAGAAAAAAGCCUUUUAAAGUAAAUCUUUAUGGACUAUUCUUCAUAUUGCCUGUUUUACUGGACUGUUCCAAAUAAAGACGAAUGUUGGAUUUUUGGCUUCUUUAACACAAA